This is a messenger RNA of Penicillium angulare, 924 nucleotides long. RefSeq lists its product as uncharacterized. Lineage: Eukaryota; Fungi; Ascomycota; Eurotiomycetes; Eurotiales; Aspergillaceae. The coding region runs from base 1 to 924 and encodes 307 amino acids. Gene Ontology annotation, molecular function: protein kinase activity; ATP binding. The transcript is spliced from 4 exons. Gene Ontology annotation, biological process: protein phosphorylation. The record is from RefSeq and is a predicted model, not a curated record.
AUGGAUACUUUUAACAAGCAUCUUGCUUUCGACUUUCGUGCCAUUCAAGGGAAAGAACUUGGAAUUGCGCCAGUCUUUUCAAAGACAGUGCGUCCCGGCCGCGCACAAAAAUCUUCUCACUCGCCAAGCAUUUUUACUCGUACAUCAAAAGUCGUUACAGGCGCGCCGAAGACUCUUUGCCUUCCCCGUCUCCUAGCCAUCGCUGAUCUCAACUCCGCAUUUCUUGUGCGGCACGAACGUCCAUGGGACACCUAUCAAGAAAUCUUUCACGCGGAUCUUGCCGGCGAAGUCAUCUUUGCUAGCCGACGCACACACCGAUCCCGCAUUGUGGCCAUUCGAAAGUAUCAGAGGCAGGACGCUCGCCGUUUGAUCGACCGAUUCGGUCACCUAGAGCAUGCCAAUGUACUGAGACUCCAUGAAUGCUAUCUACACGAUGAUUCUGGAUUCUUCUUGCUAGAUGACUUGCCCUUCACUCUAGGGUUGGUUUCAGAGGCUCCCCAGGUUCGUCCGAAUGAAAAGGAGCUGAGCGCUAUAUUGUCUCAGGUCAUCAGUGGGAUGCAAUAUUUGCACUCAUUUGGACUCACUCAUCAAUCGCUUGGUUGCGGGGAUUUUCUACUUGGACUGGACGGAGCUGUCAAGAUCGCACGCUUAGAGCUCUGUGUAGACUGCACGCCAGAUCAGGCUGAGCAGGCGUACCUGUCAAUGAUUCCAUCACUGGCCUUGCAGCUCAUGCACAAAGAUCAGGAGAGCGAAGAAACUCGCAUCGCACAUUGGCCGAUCAGGUGUGCUGCAAGCCAAUUCCUGGCUGUUGCCACAUCGGCAAAGUCAAUUCUGGCACUUCAAAUGGAACAUUUUAUCGCCAGCAAUGCUCAUGAUGGGAAAGAGCUCGCUAGCCUUGUUAUGCAACUCCUCUGCUUUCGAUAG